This is a messenger RNA of Aaosphaeria arxii CBS 175.79, 2708 nucleotides long. RefSeq lists its product as uncharacterized. The record is from RefSeq and is a predicted model, not a curated record. The transcript is spliced from 2 exons. The coding region runs from base 1 to 2598 and encodes 865 amino acids. Lineage: Eukaryota; Fungi; Ascomycota; Dothideomycetes; Pleosporales.
AUGAGAAACCUUUACAACAAAUUAACAAUUACUGGAGGUUGUUUCAGUCGAGACUUUUUGGACAUAAUCGAGCUUUUUCAGCAAUACUCUGCAAAUCACCCUACAAUAUCUCGAACAACCGCCAUUGCCGUCAUCUCGUCUCUACCAGGCGCAUUCAUCUUAUACACGGAAAAGCGACCCCGUCUAUGGCUGAGACACUACCAGGUGUUAUUAACCAAUGCCUUGCGCGUUGGCGCGUGUGUCACCAUCUCGCAACAGAGCACUUGUGUCCAUGACAUACUUCUGGCUGCUUUCAUCAUGAUUUCGUUCGAAGUAUGCCGGUGGAUAUCCUCUGAAAAUAGAGCCCGGAGCACUGUACGCUUGGCAUCCGAAACGCCACUUCGUUCGUCGCAUGUUGUUGCGGCAGAUUCGGCACGUGCCACGAGCUUGUUUGAUGAGAGUCAUGGACGAGGUAGGACGCCAAAACCACAGCUGGACGUUUCCGAAAGUAUGGAGGAGCAGGGCGAUGAGAUUCGGCGCCUGCAAAGGACAUUAGCAGAGGUCAAGACGGCGGUAAAUACCAAAGAUCUGGAGUUGAAGGCGGCACAAGCAGAUCUUCACACCACCCAAGAGACUUUGGGCGACACAUCUACUGAAUGCGCAAAUCUUCGGGAUGAAUUGAAGACUAUGAAACAAAGCGUGGGUCGCGACCAUCAAGCUAUCAUUUACCGCAAAGACAUUGAGCUGUUUGCGCUACGCAAGGCCAACGAGCAAAAGGAAAGAUACAUCCAAGAAAUAGACGCCAAGUCAGAGACCACCAUUCGCCAACACAAGGCCAACAUGGAAUUGAAAGAGACUCAGAUUAGGAGCCUCAAGAAAAGAGUUGAGAGUCUGCAGAGAAACGGGAGUCGGUCUGCAGAGGAAGAGUGGGAUGAACACAUCGAUAGUGAACACCAAUCAGCAGUGCAGGUGAAGAUCCUGCGUGUGAAAGGAAGACAUUCACAAGAAGAGGAACGCACGAGUGACGAGAAGGAUCGUGAAAUUUCUCGGCUGACUGAGGCUCUAGAGGUCUUCAAGGACAGCUCGGAGACAUUGGCGCGCGCGCAAUCCGAAUUACGCCGGGCCUGGAGUUCAAACCAUGAUUUACAAAAGGCCUUAAAUAAGGAGCGAAGCCUCCACGCUCAAACAAGAGAGCAGUUAGAAGAGGCUGCGGUACGACUGGAAGAAGAGGGGUCUAAGACCAGUCAGAAGGUAAGCCCGAUGCGCUUACCGACAAUUGAGGAAUCAGACAAGCAAGAGCUAGAGGCAAUGUUCAAUACUGCGCAGCAAGACAACCUUCGGCUUUACAGUGAACAUGAAGCACUGGAUAAACGAUUAAGGGAGGCCAAUGCCCGCCUGUUUGCAAAUGAACAGGAAAUGAAAACACUUCGCGAACUUGUCCAAUUCGAGAAGUCUAUUAAUGAAGAUAUGGAGAACGCAAGACCAAGUCUAGUGCAUCGUGUUCAUUUCCAGCGCUUGGAAGGACAGUUGCAGGAAUGCCGUACUGCACUGGCACAGAAGGAUGAGGAAAUCUCGCACCUCAGAGCAAGUUUCAAAACCAAGGAAAAAGAGAUGCAGGUGUUCAAAUGCGACAAAGAAGCUGCGGAUAGCGAUCAGAGGGGACUUCAAACCAAGGUGGAGCAAUUGCAAAAGUAUGUGACGGAACUCGAAACUACCAAAGAGCAACUCAUGCUCGACCACGAACGCCUCGCUCACCAUCGAGCCCGCCAACGGAUUUCUUCUGGCGAUUACACUUCCGCGCGCUCGAGCGGCGCAACUCUUAUCACAGAACCGAUCUUGACACCACCAUCUGCAAGCUCUGAUGUUCCACUUCCUACUCGCCCGAUGGCAACAAUUCCGUCAGAUUCGAGCAUUCAAAUGACACCGGAGCGAAUGCGCAGAGCUCCGUCGCCUUCACCUCUCCGUAUCGAUACAAGCAUCGCGAACAUUGCGAGCCCACCUCGCUCAAACAUGAUAUCCACCGAUAUUCCUCCACCCGAGCUUCGCAGUGCUCAUACCCGACGGAAGAGUCUGACACUCAAGGGCUUGAUGCGGAAAAUGGCCCGCAGGGAUACCGAUGCCACCGUGACACCGCACACAGGCAAAGACCAAGAAGACAUAAAGGAUAAGGAGAAAGUCGACACACCGCAUCAACGGCCCAAGACCGCGCUCGUGCCAAAAGACAAGAACGCCUCCCUGCGCCCGCAGACCGCGACCGCGCACACCGAGCCGUCCAAAAACGACAGUGCAGCGCCUUCCAUUGAGCCAUCCACCAAACAACGCCUUAUCCGUCCCAAGACUGCAAACGCAGCGCCUGAUCCUACGACAGUCGACAAAGAAAAUGCAAACACAACAACCAGCGCCACCCCAGCCCGAUACUACACCGACAAACUCCCAGAGCCCAACACGAGACCCAAGACUGCCGUGUCUACGAAAGACAAAAUCACCUCCGCCGUUCCCGCACGGCCGAAAAGCAGAGGCUGGAGCAUGAGUUGGAAGAAGGACAGCGACGGCACAAGCGCAAGCGCGAUCGGGACGGGGAGUGUUUCAAGAAAAUUGGUCCGCAGGUCGCUCGCAUAACGGCAUCGCCAGUUGAAGUAAUACAGUCUUGGGCGGAUAACUUCUUGUAUAUGUCAUUGUUUUCUUCUCUUCCCGUUCGAUACUCGCCGCACGGUACUGCAUGCAUGUUU